Messenger RNA from Phragmites australis (common reed), 938 nucleotides. RefSeq lists its product as uncharacterized. The record is from RefSeq and is a predicted model, not a curated record. The transcript is spliced from 2 exons. The coding region runs from base 102 to 614 and encodes 170 amino acids. Lineage: Eukaryota; Viridiplantae; Streptophyta; Magnoliopsida; Poales; Poaceae.
UCGAGCUUGCUGGGCACAGAGCACAGAUAGCCCUUGCUCACUCGUCUCUCCUCGCCCGCAUCGUUCGUCACCAGACUCCUAGUAUACCGCAGUGUUGAGCCAUGAAGAGGUCACUUCCAUCAGAGCUCGUUGUUCUCAUGUUCUUUCUGGUCAUUCCACUACACCAGGCUCGACCAUUUGGUGUGUACGAGGAAGAUGCCGAUCUAUCGCUGUUACCUCCCACGAUCAAUGAAGCUUCAGAUGAGGCUCUGCUUGGCUACAUAGAAGAACCUGAACGGAGCAGCAACAGCGAGGACGUAGUCACCUCAGGCUUCGCGUUGCCGGAUGAUGCACUGCUCCGGCCCGCGCGCUCGCCGCCGCCACCUCAGGCGAACUCCCCGCCGCAACCGGCAAUCCGGGAGCGGCGCUCGUCCCACGCUUGUGUAGGUGGGUUGCGCAGGUCGCCUGCUCCCCCGGCGCCCACAGGAUGCAGGUCGCCGCAUCGGUGCCGGUCAAGUGAACAGCCGGCCCCUAAGCUGCUCAAUGUGUUGGACGAGAUUCUUCGUAUGUUAGAUAGGCUGAUGAGCCAGAGUAGGGCAGUUGAAAUUGCGGAAAUCGUUCGACGUGCGUGGUAGUCGAAAAUCGUGUUGACAUCCCAGUUCAAUUCUUAGCUGUUUGGUCAUGUACUUUGCUUGGCGAUCGGUGCGCAUAACCCAAUUGUUGAGCAGCAAUGUGCAUGACAAACAACGCAUGCACUAACGCUGUUGUGCUCCCCCAAUAUGAAGCAUGUGGAUGCAGUGUCUAGCAUGUCGGUCAUGUUUCGGCUGCAACAACGAUGUCACUUGCUGCUAGCCUCGCGACGUGCACAUGCACCGACGGUACACGGGAGCAGGGGUGAAGCCAACCGAGAACGUCAUCGAGUCAGCUCCAUUAAACAUGGGAUCAAGCUUAACGAUAAA